UGAAGAUCUAAAGUUCAUGCCAAAUGCCUCGAUAACAAUUAUUGUAUCACCCAGCCAGCCACAUGUUUCCCAUGUAAACAAAUCCCAUUCAUCCAGUUUAUGUCGCCGCUUCCAUUGGAUAUCUCGGCCAGUUGCGCAGUGUCUCGGCCAGAGUGGAUCAGUUGAGGUCAGCGACUGAUCGUGUGCAGAGGCAUCGUCAUGCUAUCGAUAGCAGUGUCUCUUGCUCUGCUCUUUGUUAGUACUCUGGCCCAGUACGCUAUCCCAGAACCCGAAGUCAUCUUCUACGAACCCCGUGGUUUCAGAGUCUCAAUACCAGCUGAUCCAGAUAUUCGGCUUUUUGGCUUUCACGGUGCUCGAAAUCGUGUUGUAGAAGGAACAGCAGCUGGUGCCUGGAAUUCUGAUGUCACCAGAGCUACUGAUGGGAAAUUUAUUUAUGAAGAUUCUGAGACAAAGUUCCAGAAUGGGGACUUCCUGAGCUACUGGGUGAAUGUGAUUCUCCACAAUGGACAGAGUGCCAAUCUGCUUGAUCUGAGGAAGACUGCUGAUGAAUUCCGUCCACGCACUCAUAACUCGUUCCCAGUUCCAUCUUCUAUAGGAUUUGAAGUGCCCACUCCUGAGGUCAAGCACUUCUCUCGAGGUUUUGAGGUUUCAAUUCCUGCUGAAGAAGGCAUUUCCCUGUUUGCCUUCCACGGACAGCUCAACCAGCCCUUCACAGGACUGCAAGCUGGACAAUGGGCCUCUGACAUUACGGUACCCACGGAGGGUCGCUUCCGGUUCACAGAACGCGCUACAAAGUUGAAACCUGGCGAUGUCCUGCAUUACUGGGUCCACGUUAUCUUUAACGGAUUGGGAUACAAUCUUGAGGGUCAAGAAUACCGUGUCCCUGAUGACGGAACAGUUCCAGCGCCAUCGCCUUCUCCUAUUCCUAGACCUACUCCUAGACCUACGCAGACCAUUGUGCCUAUAACUGAUGCAUCAUCUUGUCAGAAAUCUCCAACUGUGCUAAAGGAUGGCAGUCAUCCAUGUGCUGGUGAAUUAAUCUUUGAAGAAGAAUUCUCAGGACGAUACCUGAGUGAUAAAUGGGAGGUGGAAAAAAGAUUUGGAUCAAUUGAUCCGGACAACGAAUUUGUCAUUUAUCUCAACAACAGUGAAAAUCUUCAAAUUACCGGAGGACAAUUGAGAAUCAAGCCUACAUUCACGGAUAGUGUCUUUCGGAAUAGAUUUACUUUGGAUAUCACUGAUUGUACAGGAGAGUUGGAUUCUCCAGCUUGCAGUAGAUCACGAGAGAAAUACCCUGAUAUUCUUCCUCCAAUCAUUUCCGCCAGGAUCAACACAAAGUCUCAUUUUCACUUUCUCUACGGGAAAAUUGAGAUACGAGCUAGACUUCCGAGUGGAGAUUGGAUAUUUCCAGAACUGUUUCUGGAAUCUGCAAAAAAUACCUAUUCAGCAGAAAAUCUUCAAUCUGGUCAGAUGCGAGUAGCUUUUGCAUCAGGAGGACCCUGCAAUUCGCAAGAUUUGUUCCAAGGAGUCUUGCUGGAUUCCCGAGAACCGUUCCGAACCAAGAAUCUCUGUGUGAAACGGCACACUUCCGGAGGGAAAUGGGCUGAUAGUUUUCAUACCUACACUGUGGUAUGGACUCCAGAAAAGAUCUCCACUUUCGUAGAUGAUAAAUUCAACUGUGAAGUUCUCCCAAUUGACGGAUUCAACACGCAUGUCCUGGAAGAUGGACAGAAGUAUCCAGGAGCGAAUAAAUGGCUCCAGUGGGGUGAAUCGAAAAUGGCUCCAUUUGACCAAGAAUUCUUCCUGACGUUGGGAUUGGGAGUUGGUGGACACAAUGAUUUUCAGGAUGGUAAGUUCUGCCGAUUAGCUUGGAGUAACACCUCACCCAGAGCUAUGAGUCAAUUCUGGCAGAAGAAAAGGGAAUGGACACCCUCCUGGGAGACUCAUAAUCCUGAUCUUCGCGUGGAUUAUGUACGUGUUUAUGCCAUUUAGGAAAGCCUUAGAGUUUUUAUUUAAAAAAUAAAAAAAAAGACUUGGAUUUUUUCAAAUAAUUUUAUAACUAAA
Molecule: messenger RNA, 2064 nt
Organism: Phlebotomus papatasi
Lineage: Eukaryota; Metazoa; Arthropoda; Insecta; Diptera; Psychodidae
Gene: GNBP3
Product: beta-1,3-glucan-binding protein
Exons: 5
Coding region: 199-1992 (597 amino acids)
Biological process (GO): carbohydrate metabolic process
Molecular function (GO): hydrolase activity, hydrolyzing O-glycosyl compounds; carbohydrate binding
Source: RefSeq, a predicted model, not a curated record